AUGUCUGAACAAGAUCAAAAUGGCAUGUCUGAUCAAGACAUCCCUGUGCAAAUCCCUUCACCGAUAGUGCCAGUGGGCUGGGAUAAUAGUACUGUGUACCUGUACUUGUUACUAAUUCAUAAGGAUUAUCUAUCUGCUAUGCUACCAGCAAUAAUACCAGCACUCAUGAGUCCCUUGGGUGAUUCUACCGCCAUAGCUGCCUACUAUAAUGGGAGGACUCUAUCAGCCUUUGGUGCUGUCCAUUCCCACCGCUAUGCUUCUCGUAAGCUUCUGCUCAUCGUCCACUACAAUGAGCUCGUUCCUUCCCUUCUUCUACCCCCGAUUUCCAACCAAUUUUUAGUGGGAUUUAUGCAGGCGAUGAACCCGCCAUUUCGCUGGGUUACGAGGGAUGCUCAGUGCGGGCCAGUCUUUACACGCGACAUGAAACACUUUCCCUUCAACAUUGUUGACAAGGACAACACAUGCCAAUCUCGCGGGUCGGUCUUCACAAUGUUUCUCUUGUUUUCUGUGGUUAACGACCUUCUCAUUGCUAUAGUCAACAAGAGGUCCUUGGGGUUCCCCGGGACAUUAUGUUCAUUUAUCGACACCAUUGCUGGUGUACUUGCUCCCACGCUCGAGCUUCAACAUUGUCAGCAUGCAUCGCACUGA
This is a messenger RNA of Suillus discolor, 648 nucleotides long. RefSeq lists its product as uncharacterized. The transcript has 8 exons. Bases 1 to 648 code for a protein of 215 amino acids. NCBI's taxonomy places the organism in Eukaryota, Fungi, Basidiomycota, Agaricomycetes, Boletales, Suillaceae. The record is from RefSeq and is a predicted model, not a curated record.